GCUGCUUACAGUCGAAGACUCUCGUGUCGCUGCACUUUGCAUGACAAUCCCAGCCUCUACCAAGGCCAUGGCCCAGGACAAUGCUUUGUAUGGCCGGGGUUUGAUGUCUUCGAAGGCCAUUGACUUACCCCCCUUUUUGGACCGCUGCUCAAUCUGCUAUUUCCACUACACUCCCAUUUCUUUAUUUCCAUCCGAGAGCACAGUGGAAGGCAAUGCAGCAAAAUAUAUACACAGGCUGACAAAUUAGAUUUUUUUUUUUUUUUAUUAACGUUCAGUCAUAAUAGGAUUUCAACUGGGCAGUGGUCAUAAUAAACUGUGGAAUUGAACUGUGGGAAAUGAGAAUUAAUGUUCCGAUUGCAUCCAGGUUAGACCAAGUUUAUUUUGCUGGCUCGAGGCGAUUUCAUUUUGCCCCUUCUGAAAAAGCAAGUGCCUCUCUUCGCUCUCUGUCUCUCUCGCUCUUUCGCUCUCUCUCGCUCCCACUCUUGUACGUCUGAAGUGAAACUAGGGGGGCCUGGUGUUUGUUUCACAGAAGAGGUGGGUGUGGGGCGGAAUCAAAGGGUUGAGACGUAUUGUUCAAUGUGAAAAGGAGCUAAUGGUCGACCAUCGCAACUCGGGGUCUGAAGUCGACGGGGUGCCCCGGGCUGGGUCGUACAAUAGCACCCCUCCCCCCCCUCUCCCUUCCCGCGGCGCGUCUUCCUGCCGCAAUCUGUAGGCCCACGCCUCACGCUGGGGGAGCGCAUCUGUAUCGGUGGAGCAGCCAUCGAGCACCCUGAAUGGCCACCGAUCAAGUGUGAAUGGCCAAGGUCCACCUGAAUGCCGGGGGCUGGUUUUAUGAAUUUCCUCUCUGUUGUCUCCGUUUUUUUUUUGUGUGUGUUUUUUGUAUCGGUUAUUAUUGUAUUGUUUCUUCACCUCCAACAUUCAGGAUGUAUGUCAGAAUGUAUCUUGGAAGACAAAUUCGAUAUAGGCAUAUGCUAAUAGAAUACAUUUAUUGUAUUUAUUUAUUUCAAAUUACGUAGGCCUAAUAGGCCUAUAAAUCGAAAGUUCUUCAAAUAUUUGCGGCUUUUGGACUUCCAAGGUCUGGUUGUUUGUGAAAGCUGGUUACUCUGUCGCCUCAUUUCCGAAUAUUCUGGUCCUACUGAAAACUAUAUUGUAAGCCUGAUUGAAGACCGCAUGGAGACCUUUCGAUAUGUAAUUCUAAGACCAAUCAGAAUCGAAAUACAGGCCUAAAUCAUAUGCAUCUCCGAUCAAACGACAGCCGAUCAUCUGAGCUGUUUUCUGGGGAAACAUAUCACUGAGUGGGUUUACCUUCUCGAUCAUUUGUUAGCCUAAAUGUUGGGGAAAUUAAAUGAGAUCCACUGGGAACACAAUUAGACACAUUUUAAUAUCAAAGACAUCUCCUUUACGAUGCAUAAUUUAAACAAACUGAGCAUAAUGAGGAUGCAUGAGGCGAACUGCAGUUAUAGUGUUGCUAUAUGUAUUUCGUGGCUGUUUAGCAUUGUUAAUAAGAUGACCAAAUGAUAGGCCUUCACAGCCUAUAUGGGUGGCAAACAUGUAGAGUGCAUAAGCCUACCAGUUAAAUCAAUACAGUGGUUUCUGUUUUAAGAGUAUAGUCUUAAAUCGAAGUUAUAACCUAUAAACUACGUAGAAAACGUUUUAAAGAAGUAAGUGGGGAAACCACGCCCACUAUGUGGGGAGGACUCAAGGUCAUUCACAAAUUCACCAUCAACCAUUACUGCUGGCCAAUGGGAGACGAGAUCAUCCAAUCUCCAGCAGCUGUACGCGUGAUUAGGAGGACCUGUGGAGCCACUCCUAACUACACACACACACCGACCAGCAGUCUGAAGGUGAGGCGGCCGGUGGAUUAUACCGCUCUAUGGACCUGAAGCUAAAAGGCUAAAGACAACGAAAGCCCUUCACACCUUCCUAAAGUGUGGCCCCCACUGUGAAUCUUCGAGAAGACGUUCAAGUAGGCCUACUUUUAGUGGAUCCUUGCCAUUACGACUUUUUGGCUUUUUAGGUUUGCUUUGCAAAAGUUUAACCGAUGAGCACGAAACACCGGUAGCCGUACCUAGCAUUUCGUGUCGAGCGUGAAGCGGUUUGUUAGCCCGAGGCUUGAAAGGAUGUCCGACAGGUCGCAGAGUCCGGCCUCUGACUGCAACAGCCGACCGUAUGACUUCAGCCGGGCCAACCUCUACAGCCACCCCACCAUGGGGCAGGACAACCUGGGAAACAACGCCGGGUCACUGCAGCUCCCGUCCGGUGUCCUCCAAGACCCGGGUCUCCUCUUCAACAAGGCCACUUAUAACGGGAUCGCCCAGGCCACGGCGCAGACAUUUUUCCCCUUCCAUCACGUCGCUGGGGACUACAGGACCUCCGAUCUACAAACUGGAGAGUUUGGCCAACCCAAGCAUUGGUAUCCCUUCGCCGCGACGGACUACACCGGACAGGUACCCGGGGUCAUGGCGACCAAUCAGCCCACCAACCUCAGUCCUCCCAUCGCUGAAACAAGGGAACAGAUAAAAUUGCCCAUGCCUGAGAUCAAAACAGAAAAGGAACCGGAGGAAGACUAUUCCGCCGAGAUAAAGGCCCAGCAUUACACCACCGCCGCGGCCUCCGCGCCCAUGGCCCACGGUGUCUACUACUCCCCGGCGUGGAACCCGUCCUUCUGGCCGGGUCUUGCACACAUCACCCAACACCCCAUUAAUCAAAACCCGUCCACGUCGUCCGCGUCCUCCCCGUCUCUCUCCCCCUCGCCACCGAGCAACGGAGUCCAGGCUAACGCGUUCUUUAACGGGAACGCAAACCAGGUGGUGCCCGCACCUCCGGCUCAGAACUCGGCCCCGACCCGCAGCAGUGGGUCCUCUAGCGGGGGAUGCAGUGACUCAGAGGAAGAGGAGAACUUGUCUACUGAAGAACUGGAGCAGUUCGCUAAGGAGUUGAAGCACAAACGGAUCACUCUGGGCUUCACCCAAGCGGAUGUAGGCCUCGCCCUCGGUAACCUCUACGGCAAGAUGUUCAGUCAGACCACCAUCUGUCGGUUUGAGGCGCUCCAGCUGAGCUUUAAGAACAUGUGCAAGCUGAAACCGCUGCUUCAGAGGUGGCUGAACGAAGCAGAGACUUCAGAUAAUCCUCAAGAUAUGUACAAAAUUGAGCGUGUGUUCGUGGACACCAGGAAGAGGAAGCGGAGGACCAGCCUGGAGGGUACGGUCCGCUCCGCCCUGGAGUCGUACUUCAUCAAGUGUCCCAAGCCCAACACCAUCGACAUCACGCACAUCUCCGAUGACCUCGGGCUCGAGAGAGACGUGGUCCGCGUGUGGUUCUGCAACCGCCGGCAGAAGGGCAAGCGGCUGGCGCUGCCCCUGGACGAGGAGUGUGACGGCCAGUACUACGAGCAGAGCCCCCCGCCUCCUCAUCCUCCCGCAAUGGGCAUGAUGCCCUCGUCCAUGCCCGGCCAGGGGUAUCCAGUGCACCCGUACCCGGGCGGCCCGCCCACCCUCUACAUGCCCCAGCUGCACCGGUCUGACGCCUUCAAGCAGGGCCUGCACCCCGGGCUGGUAGGUCACCUGACGGGAUAGUCCGCCAACCCUCCGAAAACAACAAUCGCCUCCGCCCUAUGAUGGAGUUCCCACCCCCUCAGUCAUAGGGAGAGUGGAGGUCCCAUAACAGACUCGUGUGCGAGAGGGCUUGUUGACCACCCGGUCCACAAACCGGUUCUGCAGCCGUAAGACUCGGCAUCGUGUGGAUGUUUAUCUCUUUUGGACGGCGACCUCAGUCAAGUAUUUGCACCGCCGUGCCUUUUCUAUUUUUUUUUUAUUUUUUGGUCCUCCGAAGGAGGGACUACUUGUGUAUUUUAGAUUGUUUUGUCAGUUGGAGGUCAUGCCACGGGUUUCCUUCGUGUUCUGAUUGUUGUGAGAACAGAGUUCUCAUUUGGUUAAUCUCAGUGUUUACAGUAAGAGCUACACCGAAGGAUGAUUCGUAUGAGCUCGGCUUUUAAACGUUUUUAUUUUUGUAAAUGCUGUGAAAAGGAUUUCCUGGAAGAUGGUUUGAUAUAAGAAAAAAACACCCCAACAAGGAAAUUCAAUUGGUAAUGAAUGAUAAAAAAAAAAAAAUAA
This is a messenger RNA of Gadus macrocephalus (Pacific cod), 4112 nucleotides long. RefSeq names its product POU domain, class 5, transcription factor 3 (gene pou5f3). Lineage: Eukaryota; Metazoa; Chordata; Actinopteri; Gadiformes; Gadidae. Gene Ontology annotation, molecular function: DNA-binding transcription factor activity, RNA polymerase II-specific; RNA polymerase II cis-regulatory region sequence-specific DNA binding. The transcript has 5 exons. The record is from RefSeq and is a predicted model, not a curated record. Gene Ontology annotation, biological process: regulation of transcription by RNA polymerase II. The coding region runs from base 2121 to 3575 and encodes 484 amino acids.